This is a messenger RNA of Solea solea (common sole), 793 nucleotides long. Its product is annotated as PWWP domain-containing DNA repair factor 3A-like. Lineage: Eukaryota; Metazoa; Chordata; Actinopteri; Pleuronectiformes; Soleidae. The transcript is spliced from 4 exons. The record is from RefSeq and is a predicted model, not a curated record. The coding region runs from base 195 to 491 and encodes 98 amino acids.
GCUGAGGAGAUGCAACUUGGACACUUAUCAGUGUCCGAUCUGCACAAAAAAGGGGAGCUAUGCAAAGCUUGUGGCUCAUCUGCAGGGACACCAAAGGUCAAUGGUGGAGUACGGUGGAAAGGGCCCAACAAGCCCAACAGAAGUGACGCGAGGCAUGUUGUCUGUUAACCAGUGUAAUCACAGAGGAUCAGGGCAUGUUGCAACACCUUAAAAACAUCAUCACAGGCAACACGGUGUCUCCUUGGGCCAAGAAACAGGACAGGGUCAUCCUUCUUUUUGAAGAUGAUGAACAAGUGGACAAAGUCAUGCACUUCUUGUCUGAAGUACUCGAACGUACUGAGACAGACAAGAAGUCUGCAGAUCCAGUGGCAUUCGUAAUGGAUGUACUUUUGCCAGAGGCAACAGUAUACGCCCUCAGAGCUGUUUACUCCAUCUCCCUGGACAAAGCCAAGGAGAUGUACAUGCGUGGCACAGAGUUUGACUCAAGGUAAGCCGGAUAGUUUAGGAAACUGUUAAUCCAAUUUUCAGUUUAUAUCUUAUUAUGUAUUUGAGUGUCUUUAACGACUUAAUUAUUUUGCUAUAUCAUUUUGUCUUGUCAGCGACAUAACCCAGCUUGGGGAACAGCUUCAGAGCCACAUUUCCUCAAAAGCGAGGCAGAAACUGGAUAGCUUCCUGAGCAAUUACAAGAAAGCCUUGGAGUGUGAGGAAUUCCUCAGGCGCCUGUAAUCCCUGGGUAGUGAAUGUGUCUGCUGGAUAGUCUGUUGUGUAUAAAAUAAAGAAAAUAUAUCAUUCA